Messenger RNA from Histoplasma capsulatum G186AR, 228 nucleotides. RefSeq lists its product as uncharacterized. Lineage: Eukaryota; Fungi; Ascomycota; Eurotiomycetes; Onygenales; Ajellomycetaceae. The record is from RefSeq and is a predicted model, not a curated record. The transcript is spliced from 2 exons. Bases 1 to 228 code for a protein of 75 amino acids.
AUGGCGAAGGUUGCUACUUGUGUCGGCAUCCGGCUCGAAUUAGGGGAGGCCGAAGGAAAUUUCUGGCUUGGAAGACUCAACACAGUUACUGUGAUAACAUAUUACGACAGCUUGAAAACCGGCGAGGUGUACGCUUGUGUUUGUACAGCUGUUCUCGAAAUCGACUUCACCAGGUGUAACCGUCUUAUUGAGGCUCUAGAAAUACAGCGAGAAGUGGUAGGAUAUUAA